Molecule: messenger RNA, 654 nt
Organism: Malassezia sympodialis ATCC 42132
Lineage: Eukaryota; Fungi; Basidiomycota; Malasseziomycetes; Malasseziales; Malasseziaceae
Gene: ALG14
Product: N-acetylglucosaminyldiphosphodolichol N-acetylglucosaminyltransferase anchoring subunit ALG14
Biological process (GO): dolichol-linked oligosaccharide biosynthetic process
Cellular component (GO): UDP-N-acetylglucosamine transferase complex
Molecular function (GO): N-acetylglucosaminyldiphosphodolichol N-acetylglucosaminyltransferase activity
Source: RefSeq, a predicted model, not a curated record
AUGAGCGGGUGGACCUGGCUCGGCGCGGCGGUCCUCGCGCUACUGGCAUGGUGGGCCGUACAGGGACAGCGCUGGACCCAGCGACUUGCGCGGCCAGCGCGUCCGCUGUGCACGAUGGCCGUGCUAGGCUCAGGGGGACACACGGCCGAAAUGCUCGCGAUACUACAGGCCCUGCCGCGCAGCGACUAUACGCCGCGUCUCUACGUGGUCUCGUCCGGCGACACACACAGCCUGACCAAGGCCCGUGAGAUGGAGGGCGGGAUCCUGGCCCCGCAUCCCCUCCAGGCCCUGGAGAUCCCCCGCGCCCGACGCGUGCAGCAGAGCUGGGCCUCGACGCCCUUUACCGUAGCAUGGAGCGUCCUAUUCAGUGUAUGGCACCUGGGCAUCAAGCCACUCUGGCGUACACGAGGGCGGCGUCCAUGCGCCGACGUGCUGCUGAUGAAUGGGCCGGCUACGUGCGUGUCGGUCGUCGGGGCCGUGUGGCCUAUGCGUCUGCUCGGUCUGCCCACGCCUCGGAUGCUCUAUAUUGAAUCGGUGGCGCGCGUUCACUCCCUAUCGCUAUCUGCGAAGGUGCUUCGUCAUUGUGUGGACCAGUUUAUCGUACAGUGGCCCGAUGCGGACCGCACAGCGGCCUGUUAUGGCGUCCUGGUAUAG